AUGGGCCGCCUGCUGAAGGGUACCGCAGCGCAAGAGAUAGAUGCUGUUGGCAUGUUUAUAACGCCUGGGUUUGUUGAUGUUCAUACACACUAUGAUGGCCAGGCAACGUGGGAUACGCAUCUGAAUCCAUCGUCAAGCCUGGGCACGACUACCGUUGUGAUGGGUAACUGCGGCGUUGGUUUUGCGCCCUGUCGUUCUGAAGAUCGCGAAGUCCUGGUUAAAUUGAUGGAGGGUGUAGAAGAAAUACCCGAGUCUGCGAUGCAUGAAGGCUUGCCCUGGACGUGGGAGACGUUCCCCGAAUUCCUCGAUUGCAUCGAAAGUCGUCCCCACGAUAUUGAUCUGGCUGCGCUGGUACCACACGGUCCGCUUCGAGUUUAUGUCAUGGGCGAACGAGGCGUUAAUCGAGAAACUGCAACAGAAGAUGACAUCGCCAAAAUGAAAGCGCUUCUGGCAGAAAGUGUUGCCGCCGGUGGCCUGGGGUUUUCAACCUCGCGAACACUUGUGCAUCGCUCCAGUACCGGUGCCUACGUGCCAACCUACCAGGCCGUUAGUAGCGAACUUAAACAAAUCGCACAGGCAUUAUCUGGCGAUAGCGGGCACGUCUUCCAGUUCAUCGCCGACUGGGAAGAUGCCGAAGACGAAUUCAGUAUCCUCAGGGACACUUCUGCCAGCACCGGGGCAAAAGGCACGUUUACACUGCUGGAUAUUAACGGCAGACCAGACCUGUGGCGCGACCACCUCAAUCGCAUUGAGGCUGCACAGGCCGACGGCCUCGAUAUUCGCGGCCAGGUACUUUCAAGACCAGUGGGCAUCAUGAUGGGGCAUCCGGCUUCGAUGAGCCCAUUUUAUGAUCGACCCAGUUUUAAAGCGCUGAACUCGUUGCCCUGGAAUGAAAAAAUAGCGGCAUUACAUGAGCCCGAAACGAAGGCAAAAAUACUUCACGAGUUGAAUGAAAACCCACACAUUUUUGUAAAGCUUGUCAGCAACAACUACAAGAACAUGUACGUCCUUGACGACCCCAUUGAGUACUUGCCUGGCCCAGAACGUUGCAUCGCUAAUCUGGCUGCCGCGGAAAAUAGAGAUGCCGAAGAAUGGCUAUACGACUACUUUUUGACUGAUAACGGCAACGCGCUUAUUUAUAUUCCCGGUGCCAACCUCUCGGGCAAUAUACCUGAAAUGUUAGCCCACCCUAACACGGUGGUCGCGUUAGGUGAUGGUGGCGCGCAUGUCGGAUCCAUUUGCGACGCCAGUGCCAACCUUUAUCUGUUGAGUAAAUGGGUAAAAGAGCAGGGGCGCUUCAGUUUGGAACAGGGCAUCCACAUGUUAACGCGGCAGCCGGCAGAGCUAUAUUCUCUGAAUGACCGUGGCGUGCUGGCGCAGGGCAUGAAGGCCGACAUCAACAUCAUUGAUAUUAAACACCUUAAGUUGCACACACCGCACAUCGUUUACGACUUGCCUGCGGGUGGCAAACGUUUCCUGCAACGCGCUGACGGCAUUAAAUCAACAAUCGUGUCGGGUGAGGUCAUAUACCAGGAUGGUGUGGCGACCGGUGCGUUGCCCGGAAAACUGAUCCGAGGUCAGCAAGUAGACCCACGGACCUGA
This is a messenger RNA of Symbiodinium necroappetens, 1602 nucleotides long. The record is from the annotation of a GenBank genome assembly. Lineage: Eukaryota; Dinophyceae; Suessiales; Symbiodiniaceae.